CGCUUGGUCGUAUUCAGAUAGCUCCUAAACCUCGUUGAAUGUAGAUCGAUUGACCAAGAUAACCGCAAUUUUAACCACCACCAUUGUUCAUCCCAAGUAACACCUCAAAACCAAUCCUCUUUUAUCCACGGUCUCUCUUGCACGACCAUUCCGUUGUUGCAGCGUUUCGAAGAAGGUAAAUAAGAGAGAAAUGGGUGAGGUGGCUGUCAAUGGUUUGGUGAUGGCGGCCGACCCGGUGGUUCUCAGCGGAGAUGAGGGUGAUGAAGUGGUGGUGAAUGGCUCUUCUCCUUUGGAAGCGAAGGAAAACUUAGCUGGACUUGUUAACGGUGUGGUAACUCUUAAUGAACGCGUUAAGCGCAGAGCCAAGCGGCCCUCCAAGUUUUUAACCAAAGAAUUGAAUCGUGCAAAUUCUGAUUCGCAAGUGAUCAUCGCACCGCUCAGGGCGCUUAAAAACUCGCGAAAAUCCCGCAAUGGUUUUGGUCGUGGUCUGCCCAAGAAGGGUGGAGCAGGUGGUAAAGGAACCUGGGGUGCUUUAGGCUCUGAACUGGCUGAAGAAGAAGUAGAUGGUGCCAUCGAUACCAAUGAUCCUAACUAUGAUGAAGCAAAUCCUGAAAACAAGGACGUUAGACUGAAAGUCAUAAACCUUGAUCGGUCCGAUGAAGAGAUACAGAAACAGAUAUCCUCUUUGGUAGCAGAGUAUUUUGAUCAUGGUGACACCCAUGAAACCUUCCUGUCCUUACAAGAAUUAGGGGUUUCCACUCGAUCCCACCUGGUUUUGGUGACUGCAGUGGAGGUGGCAAUGGACCACAAACCGUCUCAUAGAGAGAUGACCAGCGUCCUCCUUGCUGAUCUCUAUGGUCAUCUGCUGUAUGAGACAGACUAUGCCAAAGGUUAUGACGUGCUCAUAAAAAACCUGAGCGACCUAGUGCUGGACACUCCGGAUGCUCCAACUAUUCUCGGCAACUUUAUUGCCAGGUCAAUUGCUGAUGAUUGCAUACCUCCAAAGUUCCUCCAGAGUUAUAAAGGCAAGGUCGAUUCUGAUCAUGCUGUUGUUACACUAGCCCGAUCAGAUAGCUUAUUGUCCAUGAGACAUGGCCUCGUUAGGCUUGACAAUGUUUGGGGCGUGGGAGGUGGUACGCGUCCUGUUAAGUACCUGGUCAAGAAGAUGGUUUUGUUGUUGCAAGAAUACCUCUCUUCUUCUGAUAUUGCAGAGGCCACCAGAUGCCUUAUGGAGUUGGAAGUGCCUCAUUUCCAUCAUGAGUUGGUGUAUGAAGCUGUAGUAAUGGUGAUAGAGAACAUGGAUGAACGCACUGCAAAAAUGAUGUGCGAUCUGUUGGAGUCCAUGCAUCGAUCCAUCAUUAUUACUCCAACCCAGAUGAAAGCAGGGUUCGUAAGGGUAUAUGAAGAUAUGCCACAAAUUUGUGUUGAUGUUCCACCUGCGUAUACUAUUUUGGAGAAGUUUGUGAUGAAGUGCCAAGUUGCAAAGGUGAUUGGAGAUGAUGUUGUCAAGAAAUUACCUGUGAGAGGACGCAAACGUUUUGUAUCAGAAGGCGACGGUGGACGGGUUAAAGAUGACGCUUACUUUUAAAAGAAAAAUUAAUAUGGACCACACCUGGAUUUUACAGUGCAGUUUCAGUAACUAAUACUGAAAUUAGAUUAAAAUCAUCACUAUAGUAGUGACACAAUGGAAGUUGACUUAGGUUAACCCAGGGUAGUUGUGGUAAAUGAAAUUUUGUGACAUCUGUGCAGUCUGUUAAGGAAUGACGUCUUCUAGUUCUGAUAGAUUGUAUGCUAGUUUUGUUGGUCCAGGGAGAAUGUGUUAUGAGUACCAUGUGAUGAAUGGUAAAAAUGUUUCUCCUCAUGUUAAUUAUAUUGAGUUUAUAUACAAAAUGUAUAAAAAAAAAACCAUAAAGUGAACAUGCAAUCAAUUUCUCCAAAAGAAAAAAAAAAAGCUGGAGUCAGGUAGUGUGUUGCUUCCUUAUGUCCUGCACCUAUGCUUCAAGUAAUCCUUAGAAGAAGGUAUUGAUUGUUCAGACCUGAACAAUGUCUUAUAAUUUGGUACAUGUAAAUUGGAAACUGCUCUCAAUUAUAUCAAGUGUCUGUCUUCCUCUAAGGAUCCUUAUGAAUUAGCUUGCUCGUAAUGAGCCUUUCACCAUCGUGGUCUGGAAUUGGCAAUUCAUUUUGCUUGGACACUAUAAUUUAAAGAAGUAACAAUAUACCCUAUUGUAAUCUGGACAUGGUCAACUUGAAACCAACACCACGUUGGUGCACUGUAAGCUUUAUUUGUAACCUACCUGAUCGUACCUGUGUAUCAUGCAUAUACUCUGCAUGUAGUGAAUGAUUCGUUGCUCACUUGUGAAUACUAUUUUUUCUAUUAUGAAAAAAAAUAAGGGGAGAGAGAUGUAUUGUGGUUGACUGAAUAUUUCAACUUGUGUAUGUUAUUAAAACACUGCCGAGCUGAGCAUGUGUUAAAAGUACAAGACUUAGUUUGAGCAAACAAAAAAAAAAAAAAAAUAGAAAAAAAACUUUCAAAUACAUGAAACAUAUAUCUCUGGUCAUCCCUUUGAAGAGGGACCAGGGAAGAGGAUUGGUAUUGCUUGUCAAGAUGGGUGCAUAGUGGGGGCAUUUUCCAAGUUUUGUAUGCAUAGUUAGGGCAUUUUACCUUUUUUCUGUUUUAGAAAAAACCUUUAAAUGCAUUUUGUUCAUAGUUUCAGUGUCGAGAUUUUACUUUCAAGAAGGUAUAAUUUUUUGUUUUUGUUUUACAGACUACACAUUAUUGAUCUUGCUGUCAGUAUGCAUCUGUUUGAUAAGGUAUAGUUAAUAUCUUGGGAAUCAUAAAAUAAUGCACAAAAAAGCACAAAAAAAUUGUAAAAUGGAAAAUGUUAAAUAAAAAUUGAAAAAUUUUA
This is a messenger RNA of Macrobrachium nipponense, 2906 nucleotides long. It is a transcript of the gene Pdcd4, whose product is annotated as programmed cell death protein 4-like. The transcript is spliced from 8 exons. The coding region runs from base 191 to 1588 and encodes 465 amino acids. The record is from RefSeq and is a predicted model, not a curated record. Lineage: Eukaryota; Metazoa; Arthropoda; Malacostraca; Decapoda; Palaemonidae. Gene Ontology annotation, biological process: negative regulation of DNA-templated transcription. Gene Ontology annotation, cellular component: nucleus; cytosol.